CAAUUUUCUAUCUUCAAAAAAAAACAAACUUUAUUUCCUUGAUUUUAUUUUAUUCUUCAACUUCCUUUUAUUGCCUUUUCUUCUUCCUCUAUACGUAUUUCUUUUUGGAGAUUGCUUGAAUCUAUUCGAAAUGGGACUAUUCAAGACAUUUGACAUGAUUGUUCAUGGUGGUGUUCAACAGCCAGAAUCACAUGAGAAGAAGAAAACAUAUGAGUUUGGACAUCUACUUGGCAGUGGCUCCUUUGGUUCUGUCAAAUAUGCCAAACGAUUGAGUGACGACAAAGAUGUUGCUGUAAAGGUGAUCCCGAAGCGCAAUGUCAAAGGACACUAUGAUAUGGUCUAUGCAGAAAUGAAAGUAUUACAAGGAUUAGAGCACCCCAAUGUGAUUGGAUUUUACGAUUGGUUUGAAUCUCGUGAGAAAUUCUAUCUGGUUUUUGAACUUGCAACAGGUGGUGAACUGUUUGACAGGCUAUUUGAACGCGGAAAGUUUACGGAAAAGGAUGCUACUGCUGUGAUUCGAUCUGUGUUGAAUGGAUUGGAGUUCCUACAUGCCAACAAGAUUGUCCAUCGAGAUAUGAAGCCUGAGAAUCUUCUCUUCAAGACGCCCGAUGCAAAUGCAGAACUUGUUAUCUGUGAUUUUGGUAUUGCCAAGAUGGCCGAUGAGACCUCUUCUCCUCUUCACACAGUAUGUGGCUCCCCUGGAUAUGUUGCACCAGAAGUCCUUUUGAAAAAAGGAUACGGGACAGCCAUCGAUAUGUGGGCCGUAGGAGUAAUCACGUACACUUUGCUAUGUGGCUAUCAGCCAUUCCAAGCAGACGAUCAAAUGGAAUUAGUGGAUGAGAUUAUACACGCUCGAUAUGAAUUCCAUGAACGUUACUGGCGCAACGUAUCCCAAGAAGCAAAGGAUUUUAUCAAAAAAUUGCUUACUUUGGACGCAGACAAGCGUCCCACUGCAGUAGAAGCACUUAAAGAUAAGUGGCUCAACAGCUUGGAUAUGCCCGAGGUCGAUCUUUUGGAAACCGUGCGCGAGAACUUUAACCCACGCAGAAAACUUAAAAGCGUGGUUGGUGCUGUGAGAGCAAUGAACCGUCUCAAGACGAACAUCUCUCAAAAGGGAAGUGAA
This is a messenger RNA of Phycomyces blakesleeanus NRRL 1555(-), 1123 nucleotides long. RefSeq names its product calcium/calmodulin dependent protein kinase (gene CaMK5). The annotation marks the transcript as partial. Gene Ontology annotation, biological process: protein phosphorylation; cellular response to oxidative stress. Gene Ontology annotation, molecular function: ATP binding; calcium/calmodulin-dependent protein kinase activity. The transcript has 11 exons. NCBI's taxonomy places the organism in Eukaryota, Fungi, Mucoromycota, Mucoromycetes, Mucorales, Phycomycetaceae. The record is from RefSeq and is a predicted model, not a curated record.